GAUUGCAUCUGUUGUACUCUACAGGGAGGGUGAAACUUGACUGUUUGUUCAAUUGUUCUGUUAUUCCAGGAAGAUGUUGAUCUUAUGGCAAAGUUGAACUUUGAUGCAUAUCGGUUCUCAAUUUCAUGGUCCAGAAUUUUCCCAGAUGGGACUGGAAAGGUAAAUUGGAAGGGAGUAGCAUACUACAACAGGUUGAUCAACUACCUGCUAGAAAGAGGCAUUACUCCUUAUGCAAAUCUGUAUCACUAUGACCUUCCUGAGGCGCUUGAGAAGAGAUACAAUGGACUGUUGAGUGACAAAGUAGUGAAAGACUUUGCAGAUUAUGCUGAGUUCUGUUUCAAGAUGUUUGGAGACAGAGUAAAGAACUGGAUGACUUUCAAUGAACCUAGAGUAGUUGCUGCUCUUGGCUAUGAUAAUGGUUUCUUUGCACCUGGAAGAUGCUCAAAGGCAUUUGGAAAUUGUACUGUUGGAAAUUCUGCGACUGAACCAUAUAUUGCUGCCCAUCAUUUGAUUUUGGCACAUGCAGCUGCAGUUCAGAGAUACCGUGAAAAGUAUCAAGAAAAACAAAAGGGAAGGAUAGGAAUUCUCUUGGAUUUUGUAUGGUAUGAGCCUCUCACCAGAUCAAAGGCUGACAACUAUGCAGCUCAACGAGCAAGAGACUUUCAUGUUGGAUGGUUUAUCCAUCCUAUUGUAUAUGGAGAGUACCCCAAGACAAUGCAAGUAAUUGUUGGUGAUAGGCUACCCAAGUUCACAGAAGAAGAGGUGAAAAUGGUUAAGGGCUCAAUCGAUUUUGUGGGAAUCAAUCAUUACACCACAUACUACAUAUAUGAUCCACAUCUGUCAAAACCAAAACAGUUAGGCUACCAGCAAGAUUGGAAUGCCGGAUUUGCUUAUGCAAAAAGAGGAGUCCCUAUUGGUCCAAGAGCAAAUUCUUAUUGGCUCUAUAAUGUACCUUGGGGCAUGUACAAGGCUCUGAUGUACAUAAAAGAGAACUAUGGAAACCCCACUGUGAUUCUGUCUGAAAAUGGCAUGGAUGACCCAGGAAAUGUUACACUUCCUAAGGGAUUACAGGACACCACAAGGAUCAACUUUUACAAAGGUUACUUGACUCAGCUAAAGAAAGCAGUCAAUGAUGGGGCAAAUGUAGUUGGUUACUUUGCUUGGUCGUUGCUUGACAAUUUUGAAUGGAGAUUAGGUUACACUUCAAGGUUUGGCAUUGUUUAUGUUGACUUUACAAACCUGAAGAGGCACCCUAAGAUGUCGGCCUAUUGGUUCCAUCAACUUCUCAAGAGAAAUAAGCAUUAAGCAGCCAGGCGGUCUUGUUUCACAAUUGGAAAGUGCUUAUGCAAGAAGCAAUGAAAUCAAUGAUCAGGUUAUCUCCUGUUUCAAUCCCUAGAUGGUAAUAGCACUUUCUAACUGUAAUUGUGGCGAGCCGACCUAAGAAAUAAGGCAGACUGAUGCUAAAUGCCCUGUCAUGUACCUUUAUCUAAUAUUAUCAAACAAAAUUAUUAGACUUGGUGCUUUACUAUUCUGAAUUUCUGAUUCAAGGAGCUAUAAAUUUGGAAUAAUUCA
Messenger RNA from Rubroshorea leprosula, 1572 nucleotides. Lineage: Eukaryota; Viridiplantae; Streptophyta; Magnoliopsida; Malvales; Dipterocarpaceae. The record is from the annotation of a GenBank genome assembly.